This is a messenger RNA of Aspergillus vadensis CBS 113365, 1680 nucleotides long. Its product is annotated as extracellular lipase. Lineage: Eukaryota; Fungi; Ascomycota; Eurotiomycetes; Eurotiales; Aspergillaceae. The transcript has a single exon. The record is from RefSeq and is a predicted model, not a curated record. Bases 1 to 1680 code for a protein of 559 amino acids.
AUGAAGGCCCUUCUUUGGCUCUCCCUUCCCCUCGCCGUUUGGGCCACUCCAGUCCAACGGGAUGCAGCUCCUACUGUCACUAUUGCGCAUCCAUCGGCCACCAUCAUUGGCAAAUCUGGCGAUGUUGAGAGCUUCAACAAUAUCCCCUUCGCGCAGGCCCCCACAGGCUCGCUGCGUCUGAAGCCUCCACAGCCUUUGGAGAUCGCCCUCGGUACCGUUCAAGCAACCGGUGCCUCGCAGUCUUGUCCGCAGAUGUACUUCACCACGGAUGAGAGCGAAUUCCCGACAUCGGUCAUUGGCCUCCUUGCGGAUCUCCCUUUGGUACAGUCGGCUACCAAUGCCCUCGAGGAUUGUCUGAACAUUGACAUUCGGCGCCCAGCCGGGACCACCGCGGACGCGAAGCUGCCCGUUCUGGUCUGGAUCUUUGGCGGAGGCUUUGAACUCGGUUCAAAAGCGAUGUAUGACGGUACAACGAUGGUUUCAUCGUCGAUAGACAAGAACAUGCCUAUCGUGUUUGUAGCGAUGAACUAUCGCAUAGGGGGCUUCGGGUUUUUGCCCGGAAAGGAGAUUCUGGAGGACGGGUCCGCCAACUUAGGUCUACUUGACCAACGCCUCGCCCUGCAGUGGGUGGCCGACAACAUCGAGGCCUUUGGUGGAGACCCGGACAAGGUGACAAUCUGGGGAGAAUCAGCAGGGGCUAUUUCCGUCUUUGAUCAGAUGAUAUUGUACGACGGAAACAUCACUUACAAAGACAAGCCCUUGUUCCGGGGAGCCAUCAUGGACUCCGGUAGUGUUGUUCCCGCAGACCCCGUCGACGGGGUCAAGGGACAGCAAGUGUAUGAUGCGGUCGUGGACUCUGCAGGCUGUUCCUCUGCCAACGACACCCUGGCUUGUCUGCGUGAGCUAGACUACACCGACUAUCUCAAUGCGGCAAACUCCGUGCCGGGAAUCAUAGGCUACCACUCCGUGGCGCUAUCAUAUGUGCCUCGACCAGACGGGACGGCAUUGACAGCGUCGCCAGACGUUUUGGGUAAAGCAGGGAAAUAUGCCCGGGUCCCAUUCAUCGUGGGCGACCAAGAGGAUGAGGGCACUUUGUUCGCCUUGUUUCAGUCCAAUAUUACGACGAUCGACGAGGUAGUCGACUAUCUGGGCACCUACUUCUUCUAUGACGCUAGCCAGGAGCAGCUUGAAGAAUUAGUGGCCCUGUACCCGGACACCACCACAUAUGGGUCUCCCUUCAGGACGGGCACGGCCAACAACUGGUAUCCGCAAUUUAAGCGAUUGGCCGCCAUUCUCGGCGACUUGGUCUUCACCAUUACGCGGCGGGCAUUCCUCACGUAUGCAGAGCAGCUCAGCCCUGACCUUCCGAAUUGGUCGUACCUGGCGACCUACGACUAUGGCACGCCAGUUCUGGGGACCUUCCAUGGAAGUGACCUGCUGCAGGUGUUCUAUGGGAUCAAGCCCAAUUAUGCAGCAAGUUCCAGCCACACGUAUUAUCUGAGUUUCGUGUAUACGCUGGAUCCGAACUCCAAUCGGGGGGAGUACAUCGAAUGGCCCCAGUGGAAGGAAUCACGACAGUUGAUGAAUUUCGGAGCGAACAGCGCCAGUCUCCUUACGGAUGAUUUCCGCAACGGGACAUAUGAGUUCAUCCUGCAGAAUACCGCGGCGUUCCACAUCUGA